This is a messenger RNA of Linum trigynum, 2086 nucleotides long. The record is from the annotation of a GenBank genome assembly. Lineage: Eukaryota; Viridiplantae; Streptophyta; Magnoliopsida; Malpighiales; Linaceae.
UGUAAAAUUCUUUGUUUUAAUAGGUGAAGCCUCUCGUUUUUGUAGUAUUCUUUUGCUAAGCGAGUGUCUCUAUCGAUACAUCUUAACCUAGACAACUUGAUAUUUUUGCUGGUCUCUUAGAGUUUGGACAUGUUGGGGUUUGAGUUCAAUGUUGUAUUAACCCUCGGGUUAUUCAUGUCCUAAUCUUAGAAACAUUCUCAGGUUUGAGUUUAAUUCGGAGCUCGAUAUUUAGAUUUAAAUAUUUAUAUCAUUUUCAGACAUUCUCGAGUUUUAGUUUGACUUAGAAGUCAAUAUUUAGAUUUAGGUUAACCCUAUGUCUAGAAAGAUGACGUUCUUUGAUUCGAUGGUAGCCUACAUUGCUAAAUCACAUCCGAAGCAUUCUGCUACCUACUUAAAAUCCAACUAACCAUUUCAUCAGUCUUUCAAGUUUCAACACAAGGACGUGGACGGCGAUGGACACAGUUUGGGAAAAGGAGCCCGAGAAAAUUACAGCCUGCUGACAAAAACUAACCGAAAUUGAACUCUCCAAAUCCACUGGUUUCUGUGGUUCAUCCACAAUUCUAUCUUGAAAACAUCACCAUUUGUCCAUUUCCAUCUCUUAUAAAAUCUACCUUAGCGGGAAGCAAUCCAAAUGCCAACCACCCCUUUUCACUCCUCCUACCAACCACAAUCUUUCCCUCAUCGUCUCCCCUGUUUCUCCUCCGCAUUUUCUCCGACCACGUCGACGCCGGCGAUAAAGAGAAACGCUCUGUUAAAAGGGUUUUUUUUUAAUGUUCUCGUGGUCGUCGCCUGGUCAAAGAUUGGUUCCGAUCGCCUGCUGUUGACCGGUACAGGUCGUGCUAUUUGGUGGGAGCUCAGGUAAGGAGAAAAGCUUACCCACCCCUCUGUUCUUUUACUUUAUAUUCUUUCCGGCGAUUGCCAACUUGCAUGCGACCGAAAUUUGAAACUGGGUUUUCUAGAAUUAGGCUGUUUGGAGGUUUCUAUGUAGAGAGGCAACAUAGAUUUUCUUUUUUGUAUCCUCGAAAGUUGAUUUGAUUUUUUGUAUUGGGAUAAAAUGAUGGAGAAAUCGAUUCUGUGGCGGAUUCAACGAUGCUCCUAAUAUGUAUGAUUGAAGAGUCUGGUUCUGAGUUUGUGAAGAAAGGAAACUAGUAAUGCAAAAGAAAAAUGGGGGACUUGGUAGGUUGUAACAAGAAGCGCCUUUCGGGACAAAGAUCAAAUCUUUACCUGGUAAGGCAUUUCACACGUAUGAAAUUUGGGGAUUCUGUUCUUAUUCAAUGCUUAUCUGUUGAUUUUGUGAUUGCGCUGUAGUGGGAACAUUGGAGAUUCAGGCUGCAUUAUUCACAUUAUAGGUUGCUUUGAAACUUUUGAUUCAUUCUGUUACUCAUUGUUAUGAGCAGGCCUUCCAGCAAUCAGUCAGGGAUAUGAGGAAGAGAUAUUGAUCUGCGGUUCUGGAAUCAAUUCUGCUCCUUGUACAGAUAAAAGUAUUGCUGAUACUGUAUUUUAAGUAUAACUGCAUUGUUGAAGAUAAGAUUUCACAAAUCACAAUGGAGCAUCGAUCGGCAUCGCCAAAAAUAGAGAACCUAGAUGCUCCUCUCCACUUGUUAGGGUUUGAGAUCGAGGAAUUGUCACCAAGCAAAGUCGCGGGUCGCCUUCUGAUAACGGAAAAAUGUGUGCAGCCUUUCAAGGUGCUGCACGGUGGAGUAUCCGCGUUGAUUGCAGAGUCUUUAGCUAGCAUGGGGGCGCAUAUGGCAUCAGGUUAUAAGAGGGUUGCUGGCAUUCACCUCAGCAUUAGUCAUUUGAAGCAUGCUGAUCUCGGGGAUCUUGUUGUCGCUGAAGCCGCUCCUGUCCAUGUUGGCAAAACCAUUCAGGUUUGGGAGGUGCAAAUUUGGAAAGUUGAUCCUUCGAAUUCGGACAAGAAGUCUUUGGUUUCAUCAUCCAGAGUCACUCUCUUAAGCAACAUGCCGGUGCCCGAACAUGCUAAAGGAGCUGCUGAAAAUCUCAAGAGAUAUGCUAAACUGUGAAAAAAACAUGUGUACUGUAUGGUCAAGGCCUUAUUCCAUGUCAAUAAUCAAUCUUACUACAUUUU